GGGCGCUGUGUGUGUCUGCGGUGUUGCCUUUUAACUGUACACUCAAGUCGGGGUUAUGUCGGAGCUGUACUCAAGGACCGCGAAGGGGGGCUUGCACAGCAACAGGAGAGACUGGUGCGCGUUGAUGCUGGUGGACCGGGCGCGCCUCGUGAUGUGGUUCAUCUGGGACGUGAUACUGGCGCUCUUGGCGCCGCUAAGGACGCUCACAGGCAGCCCCGGGUACAGCACCAUCACCCUCGACAAUGGGACAAGGGUGAGGUAUCGCACCGCGCCGAUAGCAGAGGGAGGCUUUUCGUUCGUGUAUAGGGCUACCGACACCUCCACCGGAGAGCAGUACGCCCUCAAGAAGGUUUUGUGUCAGGUGGACGAGCAGAGGGAGCUGGCGGUGUCGGAGAUGCGGUCGCACCGGGAGUUCUCGCACCCGAACCUCAUGCCGCUCAAGGACUGGGCCUUCGUGCGGGUCCCUCAAGGAGAGACCGCCUUCCUCCUCUUCCCCUUUAUGGAUCGUUCAUUGAGAGACGUGAUCGACACGCGAUUACUCGGGGGCGGGCCGCCGCUAGGAGAGGUGGAAGCCCUCGUGAUUUUUGCUGGAGUGUGCCGUGGGGUAGAGGCUCUCCACCAGCACACGCCACCGUGGGCGCACAGAGAUAUUAAGCCGGAGAACGUGAUGAUGAGUAGAGACGGCACCCCGGUCCUCAUGGACUUCGGGAGCGUGGCCGCGGCCGAGCGCCGCGUUCGGGGCCGCACCGAAGCCCUGGCCGCCCAGGACGAGGCCGCCGUGUACUCCACCAUGCCCUACCGCGCGCCCGAGCUCUUCGACGUCGCCAGCGACGCAUGCCUGGACCAGAGGACCGACGUCUGGAGUCUGGGCUGCCUGCUCUACGCACUGAGGUACGGGUUCAGCCCGUUCGAGUGCGAGUUUGUCGGAGGAGGGCCGGGGGCAGGGGGCGUGAGAGUGGUAGAAUGCUCCUUUCUUCGGGUGAUCGGGCAGGUCGCGUUCCCCCCGUCGGACGUCGACGGUGGGCAGCGGCGAGGGGGGGGGGGGGGGGG
This is a messenger RNA of Ectocarpus sp. CCAP 1310/34, 1050 nucleotides long. Lineage: Eukaryota; Phaeophyceae; Ectocarpales; Ectocarpaceae. The record is from the annotation of a GenBank genome assembly.